Cuscuta epithymum is the source of this 922-nucleotide messenger RNA. The record is from the annotation of a GenBank genome assembly. Lineage: Eukaryota; Viridiplantae; Streptophyta; Magnoliopsida; Solanales; Convolvulaceae.
CAUCAGUCCAUCACACACGUAUUACAAAUCAGAUACAUUUUAUAUGGCCUUCCCGUUUCUACCAUUUCUGGGAAAAUCAACAGUGUUCGGAUGCAUAUCUUCUUAUCAUCCAAGAUUUCCGGUCCAUAAUCUGUUCCGUAAGAAGGAAAAACGACCUACUUCGUUAAUUACUAAUGCACGAUUGCAGCCUCAUAAACACAUCAGCUGCAGUGAUAGCGAUAGUGAGAGUGAGAGUCUCUCGAGCUUAUCAAGCCUCUCAGACAUUGACUACAAUAACAAUGAUGACGAUGUUGAUAGUGACAAUGACGGUGACACCGACACUGACAGCAUAGAUGAGAUGAGCAUAGUAAACAAGAGAACCAGGGAAUUGGAACAGAAAAUGAGGAUUAUGAAGACACCAGAGUUAAACAAGGAAACAAAAGAUAUACCCUUCCCUAUCUAUAUAGUUCAUGCUCCUGGCGAACGGCUUUCGCUAGCAGCAACACCAUCUAAGCCAUGGUUCUUCCGCACCACGGGACCUCGGGUCAACCCCACCAGCCUACGCGAUGUUGGCAGUGAUAGUCAUGAAGCUGUUGCGGUUGAUCUUAUUAGCAAGAAGAAUGUGAAUUUGAGAAAAGCAUUUGAAGGGAAAAUGACAAUGAAGAUCCAAUCCCGAAGCUAGAUCCAGACGAGCUUGGAAGACGAUCGGAAGAGGAUGAAGUAAAAUCUUGGCUCUUCCUUAAUUUGUGUACUGAAAGAAAGAAAAAAUAAUACAAGUGUGUUCUAAUAAUGUUGAAAUGCUUGCAAAAUAAAUGUUGAAAUAAAAUCCGUAUAUAGUCCGUAUAUACGACUGACUGUUGGACUGAAUGCGGAGUGUGACUGUGUGAGAAUGGCGAAUAAUAAGAAUACAUGUACAUGAAUGGGAAAUUCAAUAAAACUCGAC